AGUCCGCAUCCUUCUCGUCCUCCUGCAUCACCCUAUGCGUUUCUCAGCUCAGCUGUAGUUUCCGGCGAGUUCAUAUAAGAGGAGGAGAGAUGCAGCAGAGGAAAUUGGGGAGGCCUUCUGGAACUGAUGGUUCUGAUUUCUCCUAUCGCAUGGUUGUUGAUUCUAGGUAUACAAAAGUAGCUAAGGGAAAGUCUCAUCUCUAUCCACUGAUCGUUAUCCAGGCUCUCGUUCAAUUGAUAGGAUUACUCACCGCUCUUUCAUAUUCAAAAGAUCAUGAUCCCAAUAGAGUUGCUAUUUCCUCUAUUGUUGUUGGUUUUAUUUCUUUGCUAAUUGGAGAAAUAGGUAGAAGGCGCAGUCGAGCAACUUUAUUGAGGGUUUACAUUAUUGCAUCAUCUGCUGCAGUAUUACUUUCAGUCUUUUGUGUCAUCAGGAGCAGUCCAAUGUUAGCGGUGAUCCAGAACCCAUCUGACUGGAAAGCAAAGAAAAUUGAAGUUAUUGAGAUUGCUCGCAUUUUGGUUGGAUUGCUGGUGCAGAUAUUUUCGAUCAGCAUCACAGUUUCUCUCAUUGGUAACAUGUCUCCUCCCAAGAAAGCUUCUUAGCGACUAGUUUUCGAUUUACUUUCUGCAAAAAAUCCUACAAGGGGAAAUCAUCUUUGCCGUUUUACCCCUUUCUUUUUUCAGUAACUUGAUUUUGUGCAUCUUUGAGUUAUAUCGAAUUAUAGAGAAUUCAUGAUCCAUAACCCAAGUAAUAUUGGGAAUGAAUCGGAUAUCUUGUGUGGCAUAAUGACAUUGAUAUGGGAGCAUGGAGGCCCUGAACAUGGUUUUUUUUUUCUUGCGUUCUCAGAAUAACAUCUCUAAUUCUAACCU
Messenger RNA from Tripterygium wilfordii, 866 nucleotides. RefSeq lists its product as uncharacterized. The record is from RefSeq and is a predicted model, not a curated record. Lineage: Eukaryota; Viridiplantae; Streptophyta; Magnoliopsida; Celastrales; Celastraceae. Gene Ontology annotation, biological process: endoplasmic reticulum organization; vesicle-mediated transport. The coding region runs from base 90 to 599 and encodes 169 amino acids. The transcript has 7 exons. Gene Ontology annotation, cellular component: endoplasmic reticulum membrane.